This is a messenger RNA of Cylindrotheca closterium, 3504 nucleotides long. Lineage: Eukaryota; Bacillariophyta; Bacillariophyceae; Bacillariales; Bacillariaceae. The record is from the annotation of a GenBank genome assembly.
AUGAAAGAUCAGAACACAUUAGAAGAAAGCAGCACAAGCGGUCAAACCCAUGGCAACAUCUCAGUUGCUUCAGGGUCCGGUUUUAAUUCUUCUACGGCAGACGAUUAUGGCGACAGAAAAAAGACCGAUUCGUCCAUUCAUGACCACGAUGUUGCGAUGCGAGAACAACAGGCUGUCAAUCGAUCGAAGCUAUUCGUGGCUUUUUUUUUAUUUCUUGCAGCUUGUGCAACUGCUACUGCAACGUACCUUUUCGUUGAGCAGCAAGAGCGAAAGGAUUUUGAAGACCAGUUCCAUAGCUCUGCCACAGAGUUUCUUGUUGUGACAGGGCAAAAGACUGAUCAACUUUUCAGUGCCUUGGACUCGUUUUCGAUCAGCGUUUCGUCCGAAGCAAAAUCAACAAACCAGACCUGGCCUUUUGUCACCAUCAGUGAUUUCUCGGCGAAGGCGCACUCGUUGCAAAAACUCAUUGGUAUGCCUGAAGCUCUGUACCACCAGCUCUUGCUCUUCUUACCUGUGGUCAACGAGGCUGACCUUGCGCAAUGGGCAGUCCAUACCAUGGAAGAUGCUCCAGUGUAUUAUCAAGAUGUUAUUGACACAGAAGGCUACAAUUCGACAGUUGAUGAACUCAUGGCCAAGACUACCCCAAUGAUCUACUACUAUGACGCAGAAAAUAACCACGAUUUCACAAUAUCAAAAGACACGGCCUUGCCCAUUUGGCAAAACUAUCCGUUUGAGAUCGAACCAAACUCACAGCGGUCGUUCACAAAUCUUGAUCUGAUGACGAUCAAACAGUUCAGUGAACUCUUCCAUCUCACCAAUGCUACCUUAAAUGCUACCAUCGGAUUUUCGGAGUCACGUAUCGAGGAGGGUGGUGAAUCUCGGCCUUUGGUUUCAAGCCAGAUCAUGCAACCCAUUUUCAAGACUGUUGAUACAGCAGCAAAGGACAGGGAAAUGGUUGCAGUUGCUUGGUUGUCGUUGGAAUGGACAACGUACUUCGAAGACUUGUUCAACGAGGAAACGGAUUCUAUUACUGUUGUUCUUCGGAACAGUUGCCCAAGGUGGAAUGUAUACAAUGAACAAAGUGUCUCUGAGGAAGAGGUAAAUGUUGUCAGCUACGACAUCAAUGGACCGGAUGCCACUUUUCUGGGCGAAUACGAUGCGCAUGAUCCACAGUUUGACUCUCUCGAAGUCGCGUCCACUCUUGUGGAUCUUGAUGUUGAUUCGUCAAAGAUUGUCAGUGGUGAGUGUAUUCCCAAACUUUCACUCCACGUCUACCCAACCGAAAAGUUCGAGGAGGCCUUCUAUACGUCCAAACGAUUCCUAUAUGCAGGAGUGGUCAUUGCCAUCUUUGCGUUCACAAGUCUCGUAUUUUUGCUGUAUGAUUAUUUUGUCGGACAGAGACAGAGAAAAGUUAUGGAUCGCAUCAAAAUGCAAGAUCAAAUUGUUGCUAAUGUCUUUCCUACGGCGAUUCGGAAUCGACUUUAUGAUGGCAUUGGCAAAGAAAACGACUCCGAUUUCCUUGAUAUUGACGGCGAAACUGACAGAACCUCACAGGGAGCACCAAUGGCAGACUUGUUCCCUGAUGUGACGAUUAUCUUUGCUGAUAUUGUUGGCUUUACUGCGUGGGCGUCGGCUCGGGAGCCACCACAAGUCUUCACAUUACUGGAGAUGAUCUAUGCAGCCUUUGAUAGAGUAGCUUACCGACACAAUGUGUUCAAAGUUGAAACGGUUGGAGACUCCUACGUCGCAGCAACUGGUUUGCCAGAGCCGAUGAAAGAGCAUGCUGUGGCGGCGUGCAAAUUCGCUCGAGACUGCUUGAAGAAGAUGAAAGAGAUUACUCUGAAACUCGAUGUAACGCUCGGUCCUGAUACGUCGGGCUUGAGACUGAGAGUUGGGAUUCACAGUGGUCAAGUGACGGCCGGUGUAUUGCGAGGCGAACGCAGUCGCUUCCAGCUUUUUGGUGACUCCAUGAAUACAGCUGCUCGAAUGGAGAGUACCGGAAGGGCGAGCUGCAUUCAGAUCUCACAGACCACUGCUGAUCUGCUGAAAGAAGGGGGCUUUGAUAACAUGACCAUACCUCGUGGACGGAAGACCCUUGUCAAAGGCAAGGGAGAAAUGCAAACCUACUGGCUCCGUUCAACGGAUUCGAAGCGUCUUAGAACAAAGAGUAAUACUCAGCUAAUCGACUCGACGAUUAGCGAAGAAGAAACAGUAGAGGACUCCUUCAGCUCUUCCGAAGACAUCAAAGACAAGGGCGACGACCUUUUGGACAUGAACGGCAUCGAAAAUAUGAACAAAAUCGAGCGCCUCGUCGAGUGGAAUGUUGAAGUUCUCAGCCCGCUGCUGCAGCAAAUAGUGGCUACAAGAGGAGGAUCUCGAAAGAGCAUCAAGCCUCUACAGGUCGUUGAAUCCAACAUUCGAUCUGGUCGAACCAUCUUGGAAGAGUUCGUACCUAUCAUUCACUUGAAGAGACCUGACAGUGAUUUGAACGACAGUCGACAUGGAUACAACUCGAUUGACAUAGGGAGUGAUAUCAAGUCAGAGCUACGACGCUUCCUCUCCAAUAUUGCCGAGUUGUACACAGACAGCAACCCAUUCCACAACUUUGAACAUGCUAGCCACGUCACCGCAUCCGUGAAGAAAUUGCUCAAACGCAUCGUCAACGUCGACAGUGGCAAUGGACUCACACAGCAGAAUGGAAACAGCGGAGUGAACAUGGUCGACUUGGCCGGUCAUUCGUACGGGAUUACUUCCGAUCCACUGACACAGUUUGCUGUCGUGUUUUCCGCCAUCAUUCAUGAUUUGGAUCACCCAGGUGUACCAAACGCCCAAUUGGUGAAGGAAGGCGCUCCAAAUGCUGAGCUGUACAAGAACAAGUCAGUGGCGGAGCAGAAUAGCGUCGACAUUGCAUGGACGAUUCUAAUGAAAGACGAGUACCAAUCCUUGCGAAGCUGCAUCUAUCAGACUGAAGAAGAGCUUCGGCGUUUCCGUCAGCUGGUGGUGAACACAGUCAUGGCUACUGACAUUGUGGACAAGGAAUUGCAAGCGCUUCGCAAGCAACGUUGGGAAACUGCGUUUUCCGACAAGGUUCAAGAACCAGCAUCGUCCUCCUCUGAAGAAUCGGAGUCCGAAGAGAGUCAGGACCGCAAGGCGACCAUUGUGAUCGAGCACUUGAUCCAAGCCUCCGACGUAGCGCAUACAAUGCAGCAUUGGUACAUUUACAAGAGCUGGAACGAAAAGUUCUUUUGCGAAUGCUACAAAGCGUACAAGUCGGGUCGGGCAGAUGUCGAUCCUAGUAUCAACUGGUACAAAGGAGAGAUCGGUUUCUUUGACUUUUAUGUGAUCCCUUUGGCUAAGAAGCUGGACAACUGCGGCGUGUUUGGGGUAUCAUCGCAUGAGUAUUUGAACUAUGCAAUGGCGAAUCGGGCGGAGUGGGUGCGAGAGGGAGAGGAGCUUGUCAAGGAAUUUAUCGAGAACUACAACAGCAGUAAGGGGAAAGAGUAA